CGUUGUCAGUCGACCUCGGGCAUUCACACGGUACUCGAGUCCGGGUCGAAGGAGAAGAACGAGAAGAAGACACAUUUGUCCGCUUCUCUUAUCGUACACGUUCAUCUGUUUUUCUUUGCUGUCUUAUUUUCACGCGUUCGGUUUUCCUCUUCUUCUUGGCUUCAACAAGCCUGGAAAUCGAUAAGAAUUCGUGCGAUCGCGAGUUCCCUCAUUUGUGCUUACUGUGUUCUGGUGCGUCGACUUGUGUAUGUGUGUGAACUUUAUUUGGGAUCAAACGGAAGGAAGUUCGCGAAACUGGAGGAAGCUGGAGACUCCUGGCUCGAGAGUGACAAGAUGAGAGGGAACUGGGACACGGCGGAACCUUUGGUACACGCGCCGAAUCAGCAACGGCAACAACAGCAACAAACCAUCGUCGAAGAGCAAAGGCAUCCCCUCCAUUCACCAACCACGCCCGUUUGGGGUAUACCCGAUAGAAUCGUGAAGGAGGAACCGUCAGAGGACAAGAACAACGAUUCAGGCGUGUCACCUGAUUAUUACACCAGCAACUCUGCCUCGCCCAGAAGCAGAAGAUCCUCUUCAACGGCGAACUGCAGUUUGUCGCCCGGAAGCGCUACUUCUCAAGACUCGAGCACCAUGCAAUGCAGCGCGUUCGAUUACAGUCCGCAAAGGAUGUUCAAGAACUGCGGUUCACCGCUCGAAUAUAACAGGCAUCACUCGAUGAACGACCAUCAGUCGGACCAGGCGAUGGACGUCGCUUCCAGCACGGUGAAACCGUCCAACGAAGACGUCGAGUUCGUUCAGGACACCCUGCAGUGUCCCAUUUGCGCGUUUACCACCUUGAAUAGGUUAGCAUUCACCGAUCAUUUAAGGACGCAUUGCACGAUCCAAUGCGAGACGACAGACUUUGUAAAGACGAUCCUCGGCCAGUUGUCAACGUCGGGAUCCAUCCAGGACGAGAACAGGUCGACGCCACCUCAAGGUGAACGAUCGAAGCAGAUGGAGGAGCUAGAGGAAGCGGACGAGCCGGGACUCCGAGUUCCCCGGUUGAAUUCCCAGGGUAAAGUGAAGACGUUCAGAUGCAAACAGUGCGAUUUUACCGCGAUCACUAAGCUCGAGUUCUGGGAGCACAGUCGCGGUCACAUCAAGGCCGAGAAACUGUUGACCUGUACGAGGUGCCCUUUCGUUACCGAGUACAAGCAUCAUCUAGAGUACCAUAUGAGGAACCACGCCGGAUCUAAACCGUUCAAGUGCGACAAGUGUUCGUACUCGUGUGUCAACAAGUCGAUGUUGAACAGCCACUUGAAGUCGCAUUCGAACGUUUAUCAAUACAGAUGCGCCAAUUGUUCGUACGCUACCAAGUACUGUCACUCGUUGAAGCUUCACCUGAGGAAGUAUUCUCAUCAACCGGCGAUGGUGUUGAACGCGGAUGGUUCACCGAACCCGUUGCCCAUCAUAGACGUCUAUGGAACUAGACGGGGACCGAAGCCGAAGUCGGUCAAGAUACCCCAGGAAGACAGCAGCCAAACCGGCAACGUUGUUCCCACCAACAAUAACUUGCAGAUUUCACUGUCGUCCUCCCAGAUCGUAGUUCCAUCCCAGAUGUCCCCGGUCAACUAUCGCGUGUCGAUGAACUCGGUGAACAGCUUGAACGGUGCGAACACCCCGAACGGUUUGAACGGGGCGGUCCCUAACCCGUCGCUGAUGGCCUUCUCGUACAAUCAAAUAUUCGCUGGAUUUCCAUUGGCCACCGCCAUACCAGUCGCGUUCGAAGAGAACAGCGUCGAAAAGCAAUUGGACAGGAUCAGAUCGCACGCCUUGAUGGAUUACGCUAAGGUGAUCGAUCCUGACAGCAGCAUUCCCGAGGAGAUACCGCAGGAUCUAGAGGUCAAGUGUUUCGAUUCUAUCAGAACCUGCGACGAAUCCAACGAUUUGAUUAACAACGACCUCGCCAAAAUAAACGGCGCCCCGAUGCCCAACAUGGAGAACCAGGAACAGCGCAAGGACUCGAAAGUGACGCCGUUGGACCUCAGCAAACCCAACGUCCCUAGCAACGUCCAGAGCAGACCAACGACUAACUCGUCAAAACUGACAGGGACCAGCAGACGCAAAGGAAGAGCCGUGAAGCUGGAACGUCGGGUGGUCGAAGAGGACACGGACGAUGAACAUCUCCCUGGAGAACCGGAAGAGAUGUACGAGUCCGCGGUCCCCGCUAGUCCCGUCUCCCGUGACGAUAAGGAGACCAACGAACGAACCAGCACCCUUGGUAACGAGUUCACUUGCCAAUACUGCGAGAUCGCGUUCGGUAACGUAGUGAUGUACACCGUACACAUGGGAUACCAUGGUUACAAGGAUCCUUACACUUGCAACAUGUGCGGCCAUCAGUGCACCGACAAGGUGUCCUUCUUCUUGCACAUCGCCAGGUCAAAGCACUCGUAGAAAUUCGAGGUAAUUUUGAAAGAAGAAAAACGUGGAUUAAUAUGUGCCAUUAAAGUGUGCUCCAUGGUGGUGAUCCUUUCAAGACUUUAAGGAACGUUUACUUCCUGGGCAGGAAAUGGCGGAUGUCGCUCAAACGACGACUUGGAUAUUUUUUUUCUGAGACUGUCGUGGAUAUGUACCUCAAUCACGUGUACAAAUUGUUAGUAAGCGUGCAUAGAAAACUGAAUAUUAUAUAUAUACAUAUAUAUUAUAUUUUCAUAGAGACAAAUAUUCUUUAAGUUAAGGAUAUGUGAUUUUCCGAGAAUCUUGACCGAACGUCCAAAAAAUUAGAGUAGCUAUUCGCUAAGGCAGCUUUGCUGGAACAAGAGAAUUGAAACUGUACAGCGAAAUAUUAAUUUUAACCCUUUCGCUACCAAGGAUGAUUAUGAUCACCCCUUAAAAAUUGAGAAAAUCAUGAUUGAUGAAGUUUUCUCGUUUUGGUAUUUUGUUAACUCGUAGCGAAAGGGUUGAGGAAAAUCUAAUUUCAGAGCUGAGUGAAAUCAUUCGCUACGGUGAAUAUUUUUCCACCGCUUUUUUAUAACAUUUUUCUAUAUAUAAGCGUACAUAUAUAGAUGCAUAUAUUAUAAAUCAACAAAGAGACUGAUAUUUCACUUAGCUCCGAAUGAAAUUCUUUAUUAUUUUUCUUUAAUCGAAGAUUCUCGUUCUGGCAUGUAUUCGUUCGAGAUUUAAUUAAGUUCAUUGAAGUCGAUACUCUGGCUAGGUGUAAGUUAAACGCGUCAAUUAAAAGCUGAUGUUAAAUGAGAGAAAUGGUGAUGAUUAAUUAAGAGGGACGAGAGGUUGAAGAUUACUUGAAGGAAAUAACGAGGGGAUCGAAGUGGAACUUGCGAAGAAAAAUUCUCGAUUCUAGUCAAAAAACACCGGGUUGGGCGCUGUGAGUGUCGGUGGUGCUCGGUGUGCAAUGCAAAAAUAAAAAAGAAAAGAAAUGAAAAGGAAACAUCUAACAAAAGGGUUGGCUGUUGUGUCUAAAAGCACGAAUAUUCCAAGAUAUACUUUCAUAGUGCACCAACACGUUUUCGAGGACCAUGUUUCCCUUCGUUCGUAUAAUAGAAAGGCAAAAUUGUCGAUUUUUUACCAAGAGGCCUUAACUUCAACACGUUCUUAUUAUAAAUUUUUUCGAAUUGACUACCUUCUUAAUAUUUUUUUUCAGUUUUCAUUUAUUUUUUACUUUGAAGUUUGUUUUACAAAAUACGCGAGACUAUUUCGUUUUUUUUAUACCUUUACGUUUAUUUUUUUCGUUUUUUUUUUCAAGAACGCGGUGACGAGAAGUGUGGCCAAUGUUAAUAAUCGACCAUCAAUGUUUCUUUCUUGCAAAAUUUAUUUUUUUUUUUUCGUUUUUAAUUCGAAUAGGAAUAAUGACGACGUUUAGUAACAUGUUGAAUAUAUGAUAUCAAUACUAAUUACGAUUAUCUUUCAUUUUUCUUUUUUUCUUUUAACGCGACUCCUUUAACAUUGACUCGACGGAAUCUUAUUUGGUUCACCGUUUUCAAUUUCCCAAAGUCCCUUUCAGCAAGAAGAACUUAUGCCUUUUUUUAAUCGAACGAAGGGAAACACUCAUUUUCCAUUUUUCGAACAAGAGACGAUUUAUGUAAAGUCUAUAUUUUUUAAUA
This is a messenger RNA of Osmia bicornis bicornis, 4103 nucleotides long. It is a transcript of the gene Hb, whose product is annotated as protein hunchback. The transcript is spliced from 4 exons. Gene Ontology annotation, cellular component: nucleus. Bases 334 to 2436 code for a protein of 700 amino acids. The record is from RefSeq and is a predicted model, not a curated record. Gene Ontology annotation, biological process: regulation of transcription by RNA polymerase II. Lineage: Eukaryota; Metazoa; Arthropoda; Insecta; Hymenoptera; Megachilidae. Gene Ontology annotation, molecular function: DNA-binding transcription factor activity, RNA polymerase II-specific; RNA polymerase II transcription regulatory region sequence-specific DNA binding.